Molecule: messenger RNA, 2786 nt
Organism: Xenopus tropicalis (tropical clawed frog)
Lineage: Eukaryota; Metazoa; Chordata; Amphibia; Anura; Pipidae
Gene: rep15
Product: RAB15 effector protein
Exons: 2
Coding region: 746-1450 (234 amino acids)
Biological process (GO): receptor recycling
Source: RefSeq, a predicted model, not a curated record
UAUAAGGGAUACUGUACCCCCUACUGUAAAUGAUAAGGACACAGCUGACGUCCCCACACUCGGUAUAUAAGGAUAUCGGUUACAGGGAUAUUAUACAGAUUACAAUGACACUUGGGGACAAUGUGCCACGUCGCUAGGGAAGAGCUGUUCUGCCUAUUAGAACACUAAAUCCUACGGGGCAAUUAAAGCCCUUAAUACCCCCCUCCGGCACCGACUCAUGUGCGACUCGGCUGCGUCACCGCGUUGCACUUACCCUUUAAUUAGCAGCGCUAGUGACAAACCUUAACCCCCAGUUAAAGACAUUGCGGUGCCUGGUUUAACCCUACGAUACCCAGCCCCUACCUGCUCGCUAAGGAUUGUGGGAGCUGCAGUCCUACAGCAGUUGGGGCCCCUCCCUCUGGCUAAAUAAAUACGUGCCAGGAUGCCGAACCCCCGGCUGCCACGAUGCUGACGAUUUUCUGGGCCAGACUCCUUUUAUUGUACUGAUUAGAGGGGACAACGCCCGACACUCCCCGGUACCGGGGCAGAUCCAAUUACCUGCCCUACAUUAUGCUUGUAUUCGUAGGGACGCUGUAGAACCUAGAGCCCUGUACGGUUGCUAGGGGCAGUAGCCCUAGCAACCUGUUUGCGAAAGUCGCCCUUCCAGUUUGGGACCGGUCCCACCUACUGGGCAGAUAAGGGCCGGCCCAUAGUUCGGAUCUAUAAGGAACUCCUGGUUGUGCCUGGGAGUCCAGUCCUGAGGAAGAUGGGUCAGAACCAGUCGGUACCGGAGACGAACCCCCAGUCGGACAUUGUCUGUGAGAUAUUCAGCCAGGCGGUGGUUCACGCCUCCCAAAAGCUCAAAGAUUACCUCGGUUUCGAAGACCCAUUUGGGUCGUUCCGUCCCGGUACCGACACCUUGAACGAACUCUUCCUGGUCAACUUCAUCAACUUCUGCCUGGAGAAGGGAGUGGAGGAGCGAAUCGCCACCAACAAGAUGACCCAGCAGCAGUCCGCCUUGUUCGGGGUCGACUGGAUCUGGACCCUGUCCGGUUCCGAUAAGGCGGUGAAGCUUCAGAUCGCGGUGCAAGCCUUCCAGAUAGCGGAGUUGGACCCCAAGGAGUCCGGUACCCAAGGCAAAGCCCCCAAGGAGGUCCAAUCGCCCGUCGGGGCUUCCAAGGACAAGAACCGGUUGGAGAAGCUGGAAGAGUUCUGCCGCCUGGUGGGUUCCGACUGUUUGGGUUUAUUCAUGGUGUAUGGACUCCCGGGGAAGCCCAAGGAUAUCAGGGGGGUUCUGUUGGACUGUGUGAAAAGGGACAUGAGGAAAAACGCUGCUUUGGGGGAGCAGGUUCUGUACCGGUACCUCCAGAACACCGACACCUUCCUGCCGACCCGGGACCUGCUGGACACCUGUAUGGGAAGGAAGAACGGGCAGCUCGGUAUCGGGAAGGUCUACAUCAACUUCCUAUAGCGGAACCGGUCCCUCGGCCCAAACCGACCCAAUGGCUGGUUCCGACCAAAGCUGAGGAAUUGUAUGGGGCAGUGGGGGCAAUAGUGGGUUAUUUGCCCUCGUCUGAAUUAUGGAGUCCUCUUUAUUAAACCCCACCCCCUCCUACUCAGUGAGGUCACUUCAACUGAUGACAUCAUAGCGCCACUGAAUUGUCAUUGGAUGAUGUCACUACCUGUGACUGACUGGGCUGGAUUCCAAUUGGUCCCUUUAUCCACUCUACUGUAUGGGCACAGGGAUCAUGCCAACUGGACCGGUGUUGGGUUCCGACUCAUGAACAGAGACUGUGUAGUUGUAUAAAAUGUUUAUAUUUUAUUUCAUGUUCUGACUCAUGAGCAGAGACUGUGUAGUUGUAUAAAAUGUUUCCCUGCAUUUCGGGUUCCGACUCAUGAGCAGAGACUGUGUAGUUGUAUAAAAUGUUUAUACUUUAUUUCAGGUUCCGACUCAUGAGCAGAGACUGUGUAGUUGUAUAAAAUGUUUCCCUGCAUUUCGGGUUCCGACUCAUGAGCAGAGACUGUGUAGUUGUAUAAAAUGUUUCUACUUUAUUUCAGGUUCCGACUCAUGAGCAGAGACUGUGUAGUUGUAUAAAAUGUUUCCCUGCAUUUCGGGUUCCGACUCAUGAGCAGAGACUGUGUAGUUGUAUAAAAUGUUUGCCCAGCAUUUCAGGUUCCGACUCAUGAGCAGAGACUGUGUAGUUGUAUAAAAUGUUUAUACUUCAUUUCAGGUUCCGACUCAUGAGCAGAGACUGUGUAGUUGUAUAAAAUGUUUAUACUUCAUUUCAGGUUCCAACUCAUGAGCAGAGACUGUGUAGUUGUAUAAAAUGUUUCCCUGCAUUUCGGGUUCCGACUCAUGAGCAGAGACUGUGUAGUUGUAUAAAAUGUUUGCCCAGCAUUUCAGGUUCCGACUCAUGAGCAGAGACUGUGUAGUUGUAUAAAAUGUUUAUACUUCAUUUCAGGUUCCGACUCAUGAGCAGAGACUGUGUAGUUGUAUAAAUGUUUAUACUUCAUUUCAGGUUCCGACUCAUGAGCAGAGACUGUGUAGUUGUAUAAAAUGUUUGCCCAGCAUUUCAGGUUCCGACUCAUGAGCAGAGACUGUGUAGUUGUAUAAAAUGUUUCCCUGCAUUUCGGGUUCCGACUCAUGAGCAGAGACUGUGUAGUUGUAUAAAAUGUUUGCCCAGCAUUUCAGGUUCCGACUCAUGAGCAGAGACUGUGUAGUUGUAUAAAAUGUUUAUACUUCAUUUCAGGUUCCGACUCAUGAGCAGAGACUGUGUAGUUGUAUAAAAUGUUUAUACUUCAUUUCA